Austrofundulus limnaeus is the source of this 2239-nucleotide messenger RNA. Its product is annotated as LMBR1 domain-containing protein 2-B. Gene Ontology annotation, cellular component: membrane. Gene Ontology annotation, biological process: adrenergic receptor signaling pathway. Lineage: Eukaryota; Metazoa; Chordata; Actinopteri; Cyprinodontiformes; Rivulidae. The coding region runs from base 149 to 2182 and encodes 677 amino acids. The transcript has 18 exons. The record is from RefSeq and is a predicted model, not a curated record.
ACGUAAUGUAGUUUUUACGGGUGCGUACAGAAGUAAAUGUUACUGUAAAAUCGGAGAGUGUUGCUUAACCAGUUCCAGUCUGCGAGAGAAGUCUUCAGUGCUGGCCAUCAUCAUGACCUCCUGACAUCAGAUCUGAUCACUUCUCGCCAUGAGUGCUGCUGCGUUGUCUGUAGUGGUGGUGGUUGUUUUCUUCCUGGCCCUGUACCUCCUCCACCGCUAUGGGGAUUUGUGGAAGCAGCAGCGGAUGGUCUUGUUGGGGACACUUCUGUCCUGGUACCUCUGCUUCCUCAUCGUGUUCAUCUUGCCACUUGACGUCAGCACGACUGUUUACAAUCAGUGCAUUCAUGAUACUUCAAACCAGACUGCUUUUUCUGAAGAUGGACAAACUGAUCAGGCUAAUUCCUCACCACUAAGCGUAACAAAGGCGUGCGAAAAACCCUGGAGUUAUAUUCCAGACGGUGUCCUGCCCGUGUUUUGGAGAGUGGUUUAUUGGACUUCCCAGUUUCUCACAUGGCUGCUGUUACCAUUCAUGCAGUCUUACGCACAGUCAGGAGCUUUUUCCAGGGUUGGAAAGAUCAAAACAGCUGUCAUAGAAAAUGCUAUUUAUUAUGGCACCUACCUCCUCAUCUUCAUCUUCCUGCUGAUCUAUGUGGCUGCUCACCCAAAAUGGAAACUCAGAUGGACAGAGAUCCAGACCAUCUGUAUCACAGCUGCCAACACCUGGGGACUCUUCCUUUUGGUGCUGUUGUUAGGAUAUGGCCUGGUGGAGAUCCCGCGUUCCUAUUGGCUCUCAUCUUCACAUCAUUUCUUGCUGGCCAGAACUUACUUUAAAGUAGCGAAAGUGGCUACUGAGAAGGCAGCGGCGGAGGAGAACCUUGCAGAUGUCAUGGAGGAAGUUGCAGAUGUCCAUGAGUCGGUCAGGUUCAACCAUAUUUUCAGGAAACACGUGGACACCAUUUUGACCAAGUGUCCUAUCAAAUAUCAGGAGGAGAUGGGGAGAAACGUGGAAAGCUCUCAUCGUGAAAACCUUUUACUUCCUACUAAAAGUGGCUUAAUUAAGCUUCAUAAAAAGGUCAUCUCUGCAGUGCAGAGACACGGUCAGACUCAGGUGCAGUGGUCCAUCCUGUUAGAUCAGGCCUUCCAUUUAGAAGAUGUAGCAAAAAGCCAGAGCAGCCCACUCCGAAUCUUCACCCAAAGCUUCUCUAUAGCCCCCCGCGGCUGGAUCAGGAGGUUCAUCUACACUCCAACUGUUGAGUGGUACUGGGAGUGUUUGUUCAGACAGGGGUUCUAUAGGCUGCUGUCGGUGCUUCUGGCUCUCCUCUCUGCAGCAGUCGUCUGGUCUGAAUGCACCUUCUUCAGCACGCACCCCGUCCUCUCUCUGUUUGCUGUCUUUGUUCAGAAUGCGCAACAGCAUCACAAUUACAUUGUUAUUGAGAUGGUGUGCUUUGUUAGCAUCCUCUUCAUGUGUGUGUGCGUGUACUCCACAGUGUUCAGGAUAAGGUUUUUUAACUACUAUCACCUGGUGCCACAUCACCAGACUGAUGCUUACAGCCUGCAGUUCAGUGGCAUGCUGUUUUGUCGUCUGACUCCUCCUUUGUGUCUCAACUUCCUUGGCCUGAUUCAUAUGGACUCUGCCAUCUCACACCAAGACAGGAUCCAGACAUCAUACACCUCUAUUAUGGGCUCCAUGCGGCUGCUGCCGGUCAUAUCUGAUGGGUUCUAUAUCUACUACCCYAUGCUGGUGCUGCUGCUCUGCAUUGCCACGUUCUAUAAUCUGGGCUCCCGCUGUUUGAACCUCCUGGGCUUCCAUCAGUACAUUACCGACGAUGACUUGACCUCUGACUUGGUGAAUGAAGGCAAAGAACUCAUCAGAAGAGAAAGAAGGAAAAAACAGAGAGCAGAGGACGGAGAAAAUCGAAGAUUGGCCUGGAGGGAUCGGUUGUCGAACCAGACAGCCUCAGGACGGACCACAGCUGGUUACACCAAGCUAAAGGAUGAUCAGAACAACUCCAUACCCGAGAGCAACAAAAAUGAGACCAGAAGUGAUGAAUACACAGAAGAACAGCACACGAGUUUACUGCAGGACAACUUCAGUGAUGAAGGUUUAUCAAACACAAGAUCCACUGGUGGCCGUUACCUUUCUCUGUCCCCCUCCAUGACGGGCAUCUUUGAUGAUGUUUGAUAGACUGAGGAUGUGAAGAAAAAGCUAAUAAAUAAACAAAAUAUGAUGUAUCAUUAA